This is a messenger RNA of Esox lucius (northern pike), 1021 nucleotides long. It is a transcript of the gene cd151, whose product is annotated as CD151 molecule. The coding region runs from base 233 to 997 and encodes 254 amino acids. The record is from RefSeq and is a predicted model, not a curated record. Gene Ontology annotation, cellular component: membrane. The transcript is spliced from 8 exons. Lineage: Eukaryota; Metazoa; Chordata; Actinopteri; Esociformes; Esocidae.
ACAGCUGAGCACGGGUUUGGAUCUGAGUCAGCUGAAUGCCUGUUGCUUCUAACCUUCACAGAUAGCUGGCAGACACACACAAACACACCAGACAGACAGACACAUAAACAAACACACACAGUACCAGGCAGACAGACAGACAGAAUACCCAGGUGCCACUGAGGGUGGAGUGGAACAGUUAACGGAAUCUGACAGUUGCAUCUGGAGGGUUGAGAAGGACUCACAGCCUGAGAUGAGGAUGGAAACCAAGGAAGAGAAUAACAGCAUGUGUGGAACCAUUUGUCUGAAAUAUCUACUAUUAACCUUCAACCUUCUCUUCUGGGUGACGGGUGGAGCGGUGUUGACCGUGGGCAUGUGGACGCUAGUGGACAGGAGUGACUACGUCAGCCUCCUCGGCUCCAGCAGCUACUCUGCCUCGGCCUACGUCCUGGUGGCAGCUGGGGCUGUCGUCAUCCUCACAGGGGUGGUAGGGUGCUGUGGCACCCUCAGGGAGAGCCGGAGUCUGCUGGUGGUGUAUUCCAUCCUGUUACUGUGUAUAUUCCUGUUGGAGAUUGCAGCUGGAGUCUUGGCCUCCGUCUAUUAUCAUCAGCUGGAUGAGGAGCUGCAACAGAACCUGAAGGAGACCAUGGUCCAGAAGUACCAGCAGCCCGGAGAAGAGACCAUCACCAGAGCCGUGGACAAGCUUCAGCAAGAGUUCAAGUGUUGUGGAAGUAACAGUUCCUCCGACUGGUCAGCCAGUCCGUGGAUCCUGAGUCCUGAUAAUGACAGGCAGGUGCCUGAUAGCUGCUGCAAGACUCCCAGUGAGCAUUGUGGUCGAAGGGACCACCCCUCCAAUAUCUACAGAGUGGAGGGAGGGUGCAUCACUAAACUGGAAAAGUUCAUUCUGAGCCAACUAAAGAUCUUAGGUGCUGUGGGCAUUGCCAUUGCCUUCCUCCAGCUAGUAGGGAUGAUGCUGGUUUGCUGCUUGUAUCGAAAUCUGAAGGAAGAGCCGUAUUGAGGAUCUCGGUAAAUCCCAACAACA